AAUGUGUCAAUAAACUAAUCAAAACAAAGUGAAUUGUGCUGUUAAUAUCAGUUAAAAAAACUUAAUAAGGACAUGACUAUUUUAUAAUAAGUGAUCUUGUUCCUAGUGUUACAUAAAUAUCUACAAGAAAUGAAUAACUUCCAACAGUGCCCACUAAAAGUCUACAUACAAGACGUAUUUCGCGCCAAAAAUACAGAACACAAAUACAUUUACGAAUUAUUCGGACUGACAUUCAAGAAUAUCAUGAUACAUGGCGUAAUUACAUCUAUUUACAAUACAGUGAACAACGCAACAAAUAUAGAGCUCUCCGACUGUACAGGAUCAGUUCAAAUUUAUUAUGAUAGCACAAAAAGUAAUAUAAAUACAUCACCCGCCAUUUUGAAAGAUUUAUAUUAUGGUUUUUCUGUAGCGACGAGAGCAGGCAACGACAACGUUCACAUUAUGUCUACUCUUUUAGACCGUAUAGCGAAAAAACCAUUGAAUUUUGCGCUGGGAGACUAUUUAAGUGUAGUUGGAGAUAUAUUUUUAGAUGAGAAAAAAAUAAGAAUGGUUUCAGCGUACGAAUGUAAAAUAACUUCGGCGGAACGAGAUGUUGUAUGGAUGGAAGAGCUUAGAUAUUUAUACGAAAAAUAUUACCUUAGGAGUAAUUAAUUAAAUAACUUUUUUGUCA
Helicoverpa armigera (cotton bollworm) is the source of this 670-nucleotide messenger RNA. RefSeq lists its product as uncharacterized. NCBI's taxonomy places the organism in Eukaryota, Metazoa, Arthropoda, Insecta, Lepidoptera, Noctuidae. The record is from RefSeq and is a predicted model, not a curated record. Bases 130 to 651 code for a protein of 173 amino acids. The transcript has a single exon.